AUGGCAGCCACAGAAGUUUAUAGCAUUCUCGCGGACAAACUGGGCAAGAGCAAAGUCACAUCCCCCAAGCCCGGAGAGCUGAAAUACUUCACCGCCCAGUCUGCCGCACUGGUCCCUGCGGUGCAAGCGUUUCCCGAAAACGCAAAGGACGUCUCAACCAUGGUUCAGACCGCCCGAGACCAUCAGGUUCCCUUCGCCGUGAAGGCGGGCGGACACGGCGUCUAUGCCGGCGCAUCGAGCAUCCAGGGCGGCAUCCUGAUCGACUUGAGCCGCAUCAACAAGGUCGAGGUCGCCCCGGAUCGCCAGUCCGUCUUCAUCGGCGCUGGGGCGAAGUGGGGCGACGUCUAUGGCAAACUCGAUGCUCUGGGCAUCAGUGUGCCCGGAGGACGCAUCUCGACUGUCGGCGUGGGCGGGCUGACUCUUGGAGGCGGUAUCUCCUUUGCAGCCAGCCGGUUUGGCCUCGCAUGCGAUAAUGUCAAAAGCUAUGAGAUCGUCCUUGCCGACGGAACGAUCGUAUCCGCCACGCGCGCCACUCAUCCCGAUCUCUUCUGGGCAUUGCGCGGCGCCGGGACGAAUUUCGGGGUGGUGACGACGUUCGAGUUCGUGGUCUUCGAGCAGGGCCCGAUCUGGGGCGGCGUCAAGCAAUACCUCGAAGACUCGGAGGCCCAGGCAAUCGCUCUGCUGGACAAGUUCUGCAAAAGCCAGGGUCCCGCGUCGUCUUCCGCCGAUGUCUACGCCGAGGCUUUCAUCAUCACGGCCUACGUCGCGCCGAUGGGCAAGUUCAUCACGACGGCCGUGCUGUCUCACGGAAAACCUGGGAGUGACGAUCCGUCCGUGUUUGACGGGUUCAAGGCGCUGCCGUCUAUUGCUUCAACGACGAAAGUCCGGAGCAUAGCCGACUUGUCGGUGGAGUUGAAUGCGAAUAAUCCGCAUGGGCUCAGGUCCAAAACAUUGGCACUGGCUGUGAAAAGCGACAUGGCAAUCCUCAGCGACGUCAUGGAGAUUUACAAGGAUGUCAUUCGUCCACACAAAGACACGGUCAAGAACUUUGUGCCGGCCAUCCUGCUGCAGCCCAUGCUUCCGCGCAUGCUCCCGGCCGACGAGAGCGAGCAUACGCUGGGGAUCAGCAAGCACGACGGCCCUCUGUUCGUCAUCUCCCUGCUCUGGUCCUGGACGGAACCUUCGGACGACGAGCUGAUCGAGGGUCUCGCGCGCGCGUUCACACAGCGCGUGACGUCUACCGCAAAGGCCCAGGACAAUUUCCACAGGUACGUCUACCUCAACUACGCGGCGGGCGAUCAGGACGUGUUUGCAAGCUACGGCGAGGAGAAUCUGGCGAGGCUGCUGCAGGUUAGUAAGAAGUAUGACGCGGAUGGGACUUUUAGUAAGUUGAGGCCGGGUUAUAUUAGUGUGGCGAGGAGUGGGCAGGGCAAAUCGAGUGGAUGA
This is a messenger RNA of Fonsecaea multimorphosa CBS 102226, 1446 nucleotides long. RefSeq lists its product as uncharacterized. The record is from RefSeq and is a predicted model, not a curated record. NCBI's taxonomy places the organism in Eukaryota, Fungi, Ascomycota, Eurotiomycetes, Chaetothyriales, Herpotrichiellaceae. Gene Ontology annotation, molecular function: FAD binding. Bases 1 to 1446 code for a protein of 481 amino acids. The transcript is spliced from 6 exons.